Teleopsis dalmanni is the source of this 2185-nucleotide messenger RNA. Its product is annotated as E3 ubiquitin-protein ligase Nedd-4-like. The transcript is spliced from 17 exons. Gene Ontology annotation, molecular function: sodium channel inhibitor activity; protein binding; ubiquitin-protein transferase activity. Gene Ontology annotation, biological process: regulation of dendrite morphogenesis. The record is from RefSeq and is a predicted model, not a curated record. Lineage: Eukaryota; Metazoa; Arthropoda; Insecta; Diptera; Diopsidae. Bases 80 to 2185 code for a protein of 701 amino acids.
UCUGAUGACCUCUACAAAAAAUAUUUUAUAAUCAGUGCCGCUACGUGAUACGUGCUUUUGCUUAUUGUGCUUUAACGGCAUGUCGUCCACAUCCGUUUCGAGUGCAGUUGCUACGCCUAGUUCGGCACCGCGUCCGCCGCCGCGUCGUCGUGCAGCCUCUGUUGCUGGCCAGCAGCGCCGACCGUCCAACACAAGUCAAGAAUUCGGGUAUGGUCACACACCGAGGAGAUCGCUAGCAGUUGUGAAUGACGUUGCCGAUACGUGUCAUUUGCGCAUUGUUGUGAUAAAUGGAAAAUCGUUGGCGAAAAAAGAUAUUUUUGGUGCUAGUGAUCCCUACGUAAGAAUUGAUUUGAACACAAUAAAUGGUGAUAUUAAUAUUGAUUCGGUCUUAACAAAGACCAAAAAAAAAACCCUAAAUCCCACUUGGAAUGAAGAAUUCGUAUUCAGAGUAAAGCCAUCAGAACAUAAAUUAGUGUUUCAAGUUUUCGAUGAGAACCGUUUGACGCGAGAUGAUUUCCUAGGUAUGGUCGAAUUAACUCUGGUCAAUUUACCAACAGAACAAGAAGGACGCACUAUUGGACCACAAAGUUAUGCGCUUAGGCCGAGAAGGUCAGUAGGCGCUAAGUCACGUAUAAAAGGCACUUUAGAAAUUUAUCAUGCAUUCAUACAUGAGACAAGAGAAAAUGCCGAAACAAAUGCUGAAAAUGAAUGGGAGCAUGUGGAGGAUGUCUCACUUAAUGGCGCAACACAAACAGUUAAUCCAUUUACAGCAAAUGGUGGUCAAGAUCCUUUACCAGUUGGUUGGGAGGAACGUCAAGACGCUAAUGGUCGCACAUAUUACGUGAACCAUACAGCACGCACCACACAAUGGGAAAGACCAACCACAUUAACAAUCAAUAACGCGAAUGUGAAUGUAGAACAAGCAGCAUCAGAUUUCCAAAGACGUUUUCAUAUAAGUGUGGAUGACUCCGAAACAGGCAGAGCGACGGAUACCAUCAGUCAGUGUAGUCUAGAGGAAAACACAAUCUCAAGAACCCAAUCAUUAACAUCAUUAAAUUCAAACAGUUCGAACAAUUUUAAUAAUAACAGUAACAGUAGUCACAGUGAUAAUGACAGCAACAACAAUAACAACAACAACAACUCAAACAUGGAUUAUGAAAGUUUUGUUUACAAUUCACUAAGACAUCCGACUAAUAGGUCUCAAAUCUCUGCAACUAGCUUACAGACUGAUCUACGCCCAGUGCGGCAGGCACCUGGAGUACCCACUGCUCUAUCGAGACGAGCAAUGACAAAUUUGCGUAACCGCAAUAACAUGGAACGCCAACAAUCACAGCAAUCACAUUUUGGUGAACAUAUUUCAACAGACAUUUUUGGCAGUCGGCAGACCUCAAGAGAAGCGAAUGAAGAUAGUGAUCAACCUGAUAGCGGUAAUCGUUCUGAAACAUCAGCAUCAUCAACAAGAAGAAAUUCCGUGGAAGAUAACGCAGCCGUAACAGAACAAAAUUUAAAUGUUGAUGAAGAACCUUUGCCUCCACGGUGGUCGAUGCAAGUUGCGCCGAAUGGACGUACCUUCUUCAUUGAUCAUGCAGCUCGUCGUACAACUUGGAUUGAUCCACGCAAUGGUCGAGCUAGUCCUAUGCCAAAUCAAACUAGACGUGUCGAAGACGACUUGGGACCGUUGCCAGAAGGUUGGGAAGAACGUAUGCAUACUGAUGGUCGUGUAUUUUAUAUUGAUCAUAAUACCCGUACAACACAAUGGGAAGAUCCAAGAUUAUCCAAUCCAAAUAUUGCUGGACAAGCUGUACCAUAUUCUCGUGAUUAUAAACAAAAAUAUGAAUACUUUAAGAGCCAUCUGAGAAAACCAACUAAUGUACCUAAUAAGUUUGAAAUACGCAUACGUCGUACAUCAAUACUGGAAGAUUCAUAUAGAAUUAUUAGCUCUGUUACCAAGACAGAUCUGCUUAAGACUAAAUUAUGGGUGGAAUUUGAAGGAGAGACAGGUUUAGAUUAUGGUGGCCUUGCAAGAGAGUGGUUCUACUUAUUAUCAAAGGAAAUGUUUAAUCCAUAUUAUGGUUUGUUUGAGUAUUCAGCUAUGGAUAAUUAUACAUUACAGUUGAAUAAAUAUGGUCCGAGAAAUCGUAGAAGUACAGAACUACUGCUUCUGACAAGCGCACAGAAUGAAUAA